CACAUAUUUAAAAAUAUAGCAAUUCAAAUAUGAAUCAAAAUUCGGUUAAUAAAAAUAAAACUCAUUCCAAAAGCAAUGAAAUAUACAUAGAAGAGCAGUUUAUUCUUCGACUUCCAGUAGAAGAAGCUCGACAGGUGCGAUCCAUGCUUCAUUUCAAACCAGAGAAGAUAAAGAAAUGCAUGAAGAUAUCUGUAGAUCCAGUAGAUAAUAAAGUAGCAGUAGAUCUGAACCAUAAGAGAUUGUUUGGAAAUCUACAGAAGUUACCCACCAUCAUAGAAUCGCAAAAAACUAAUAUAGAUAACAACAAAAGCCUACUGUAUAAAACUGCAGAUAUAUGUUAUUUAGCAGAUUGUAGUUGUGAAGAAAGUAGUAAGAAGAAAGCUGAAACUCCACAUGGAAUUUGUCCGCCACUAAAGAAUGUGAAAACUAAGAGAUUUAGAAAAACUUUAUCUAACAAAGAAUCGGCGUUUGAAACAGAGAGCAUUUCAAAGGAAUUAUACCACUUGUUACGAGCUGAUUUGGAAGCGUGUUACACGCGAUUUGAAAUAAUCUACACCGACGAUAUUUCCAAAGACAUAUGUAAGAAAGGAUAAUGGCGGAAUUUUCUCGAACGGAAGACUGAAGAUAUUUAUUGUUCAAAGCCCAAUUUGUUUUUGAGUUAUUCUUUAGAAUAAUUUGUUAAAUGUUCAAAUAC
Diabrotica balteata is the source of this 694-nucleotide messenger RNA. The record is from the annotation of a GenBank genome assembly. NCBI's taxonomy places the organism in Eukaryota, Metazoa, Arthropoda, Insecta, Coleoptera, Chrysomelidae.